UGUAUCACCAGACAUUGAUUUCUAAAGAUUCGAAUCCCUCGUUGCCAAAAGGUGUUCGAGAAAAAUCGCGACCCGUUGUGCUUCUUUUUUUCCACGUUGCCUUUCAAUGUUUGCCUCGAUUCGAAGCAGGAGUCCAUCGAAGACGAAGAAAUCCACCAAAUCAUUCAAGUUCACCUCGUCUAAAAAGGAGAAGAAAGAAAAGGACAAAGACAAGGACGAGAAGAAGCUGAAGGACAAGGACCGAGAGAAGGAGAAGGCAAAGGACAAGGAGAAAGAAAAGGAGAAGACCAAAGAAAAGGAGAAGGAGAAAGAGAAGGAGAAGCGGAAGGAAGAAGAUGCUCACGGCAAAGACCGAGACACGGACGAUUCUGCCAAAGAGAAGAAGAAGAAGGAGAAGAAUGAUGGGAAGGCCAAGAUCAAGUUGGCAAUCAAGGACAAGAAGGGAAAAGUAACCAAGCAUGACGUCGAGGAGCCCACUGAAUACGAACAACCUAUUUUUGGAGUGCCAUUGCAUUUGGCCGUGGAACGUCAUCGUUGCCAUGACGGUGUUGAAUUACCUGGCGUUGUUCGAGAAUGUCUGGACUACAUAGAAGAGCACGGU
This is a messenger RNA of Notodromas monacha, 601 nucleotides long. NCBI's taxonomy places the organism in Eukaryota, Metazoa, Arthropoda, Ostracoda, Podocopida, Cyprididae. The record is from the annotation of a GenBank genome assembly.